AUGCCAGCCCAAAGGAAGCGGCCACCUCAGACUCAACCUGCCAGCCUGGUCUGGCCAACUACAAGGACCAGCAGAGAAACAGCAGGAAGAGCGCGGCAGCACAGCCUGCACCGUCCCCAAAGGCAGUCACUGCUGUGCCCAAGCGUAAAAGAGAGUUCAGAUCUGGUGAAGGAGCUGAGGUCCAACCACCACGGAGCCCUCCUGUUCGGCCAGCACGUGAUGUUUCCACAGGGACCCCAUCAGAGGCAAAGAGGAGAUGUUCUGAACUGUCCCCCCAAGCGUGGUGAUGGCAGGCGUCUCCCUCUGGAGGUCGCCCUGAUGACCAUGGUCUCCCAGCCUUCAUCGUGCUCUAAUGUCCUGAGACUGCUGGAGUGGUUUGAAGAGCCCAACCACUACAUCUUGGUCUUGGAGCGCCCCAGUCCCUGUUCCGACCUGUUUGAUUUCUAUAGGAUAUUUGACGGUCGGCUAUCUGAGGUACAAGCCAGGCAGAUCUUUCGACAAGUCGUUGAGGCCCUGAUUCACUGCCGCAACUGUGGUGUUUUCCACCGCGACGUAAAAUCGGAUAACAUCUUGGUCAACCUCAAUGACUGGACAGUAAAACUGAUCGACUUCGGCUGUGGGGACCUCUACAAACACAGCCCCUAUGAUAAGUUUAGAGGCACCUUGGAUUACUGUCCACCGGAGUAUUUUUUGAAUCGCAGCUACGAGGCUUCUCCGGCCACCACAUGGACCCUGGGAGUUCUGCUGUUUGAAAUGGUCUGUGGUGACCUGCCGUUUGAAGGCAGAAGAGAAGUCAUUCGCAAUCAGCCAAGGUUUACCACACGUGUGUCUAAAGAGUGCCAUGACCUCAUCAGCUCGUGUUUGAGCAUGGACCCCCAUGAGAGACCAGUGCUGGAGGACAUUCUGGCCCAUGACUGGCUGUCGGGACAGAACUUCUUCUGAGAGGAGAGAGAGGAGAGAAAGUGAGGCCGCAUCACAGACAGAUGGCUAGGGAAGGGAAGGCCCACACCAAGUAUGCUUCGAGUCCUGCAUCCACUUGACCUCCAGGGCCUUGAGUUUGUUUGCUGGCUCUCCUGCUCCUCCUGGUGGAACAGUGGAGUGAUGCAAAUUUGAACUUUAUCUACACCAUGUGCACGCAACUUCAGAGCAGCCUCAGUGGGACUGAUAGACACUGAGCGUACUGGUCCUGUCAGCUCUAAUGGCGAGGGGUCUCAAUGGACACCGGAUGUAAGGGAGAAGUGGACAUUUUAUGCAUUGCAAUGGGAACUGGAUUUUUUUUUACCUCAACAGAUGCCCACCU
Sardina pilchardus (European sardine) is the source of this 1300-nucleotide messenger RNA. Its product is annotated as serine/threonine-protein kinase pim-1-like. The record is from RefSeq and is a predicted model, not a curated record. Lineage: Eukaryota; Metazoa; Chordata; Actinopteri; Clupeiformes; Clupeidae. Gene Ontology annotation, molecular function: protein serine/threonine kinase activity; ATP binding. Gene Ontology annotation, biological process: negative regulation of apoptotic process; protein autophosphorylation; regulation of mitotic cell cycle. The transcript is spliced from 5 exons. The coding region runs from base 1 to 942 and encodes 313 amino acids. Gene Ontology annotation, cellular component: cytoplasm.